This is a messenger RNA of Phacochoerus africanus (Common warthog), 2595 nucleotides long. RefSeq names its product ATP binding cassette subfamily F member 3 (gene ABCF3). Bases 107 to 2236 code for a protein of 709 amino acids. Gene Ontology annotation, molecular function: ATP hydrolysis activity; ATP binding. The record is from RefSeq and is a predicted model, not a curated record. NCBI's taxonomy places the organism in Eukaryota, Metazoa, Chordata, Mammalia, Artiodactyla, Suidae. The transcript is spliced from 21 exons.
UACGCAUGCGCUUUGGAAGGAAGGGUGAGCUGUCUGGGGGACCGGCAGGGGGCGGGCCUUGGCUGAGGUCCCGCAGCGACUGCGCGGACAGGUUCCCGACUGGAACAUGGCGACUUGCGCUGAAAUCCUGCGGAGCGAGUUCCCAGAAAUUGACGGACAAGUCUUCGACUACGUGACGGGCGUCUUGCACAGCGGCAGUGCGGACUUCGAGUCUGUGGAUGACCUGGUGGAAGCUGUGGGGGAACUGUUGCAGGAGGUGUCCGGGGACAGCAAGGAUGACGCGGGCAUCAGGGCCGUGUGUCAGCGCAUGUACAACACUCUGCGCCUGGCUGAGCCACAGACCCAGGGAAACAGCCAGGUGCUACUAGACGCUCCCAUCCAGUUGUCAAAGAUAACAGAGAACUACGACUGUGGCACCAAACUUCCAGGACUUCUAAAGAGGGAACAGUCGUCGACAGUGAAUGCGAAGAAGCUAGAAAAAGCUGAAGCUCGACUGAGGGCAAAGCAGGAGAAGCGCUCAGAGAAGGACACAUUCAAAACCAAUAACCCUCUAGUCUUGGAAGAGGCAUCAGCCAGCCAGGCAGGCAGCAGAAAGGAGAGUCGAUUGGAAUCAUCUGGCAAGAACAAAUCCUAUGAUGUGCGAAUUGAGAACUUUGAUGUGUCCUUUGGCGAUAGGGUACUGCUGGCUGGAGCAGAUGUGAACCUGGCAUGGGGCCGCCGCUAUGGGCUGGUGGGUCGUAAUGGCUUGGGGAAGACGACACUGCUGAAGAUGCUGGCCACCCGGAGCCUGCGGGUUCCAGCCCAUAUUUCCCUGCUGCAUGUAGAGCAGGAGGUUGCUGGAGACGACACCCCUGCCCUGCAGAGUGUCCUGGAGAGUGACACUGUGCGAGAAGAUCUCCUGCGGCGGGAGCGGGAGCUCAGUGCCCAGAUUGCUGCUGGCAGGGCUGAGAGCUCAGAAGCUGCACAGCUGGCAGAAGUCUAUGCCAAGUUGGAAGAGAUUGAGGCUGACAAAGCACCUGCCAGGGCAUCAGUCAUUCUUGCUGGGCUUGGCUUUACCCCUAAAAUGCAACAGCAGCCCACCCGGGAGUUUUCAGGUGGCUGGAGGAUGAGACUGGCCCUGGCACGGGCACUGUUUGCUAGGCCAGAUCUGCUGCUGUUAGAUGAACCCACAAAUAUGCUGGAUGUACGGGCCAUCCUGUGGCUGGAGAAUUACCUGCAGACGUGGCCCUCCACAAUCCUGGUCGUCUCCCAUGACCGCAACUUCCUGAAUGCCAUAGCCACAGACAUCAUCCACCUGCACAGCCAGCGGCUGGACGGUUACCGGGGAGACUUUGAGACCUUCAUCAAGAGCAAGCAGGAGCGGCUGCUCAACCAGCAGCGUGAAUACGAGGCCCAGCAGCAGUAUCGCCAGCAUAUCCAGGUUUUCAUUGACCGGUUUCGCUACAAUGCCAACAGAGCCUCUCAAGUGCAGAGUAAACUCAAGAUGCUGGAGAAGCUACCAGAGCUGAAACCCGUGGACAAGGAGUUGGAGGUAGUGAUGAAGUUUCCCGAUGGGUUUGAGAAGUUCUCACCACCAAUUCUGCAACUAGAUGAGGUGGAUUUCUACUAUGAUCCUAAGCACAUCAUCUUCAGCCGUCUCUCCGUCUCUGCUGAUCUUGAAUCCCGUAUUUGCGUGGUUGGGGAGAAUGGGGCUGGGAAGUCUACCAUGCUGAAGUUGCUUAUGGGGGACCUGGCCCCUGUUCGGGGCAUCAGACAUGCUCACAGGAAUCUAAAGAUCGGCUAUUUCAGCCAGCACCAUGUGGAGCAGCUGGACCUGAAUGUUAGUGCUGUAGAACUGCUGGCACGCAAAUUCCCUGGUCGGCCUGAAGAGGAGUACCGUCACCAGCUGGGCCGGUACGGCAUCUCUGGAGAGCUGGCCGUGCGCCCUGUUGCCAGCUUGUCUGGGGGCCAGAAGAGCCGGGUAGCGUUUGCUCAGAUGACCAUGCCCUGCCCCAACUUCUACAUUCUGGAUGAACCCACAAACCACCUGGAUAUGGAGACAAUUGAGGCUCUGGGCCGUGCUCUCAACAAUUUCAGGGGUGGUGUGAUUCUGGUGUCCCACGAUGAGCGCUUCAUCAGGCUGGUGUGCCGGGAGCUGUGGGUGUGCGAAGGAGGCGGCGUCACCCGGGUCGAGGGGGGAUUUGACCAGUACCGAGCCCUUCUCCAGGAACAGUUUCGCCGUGAGGGCUUCCUCUAGGGCCACCAGGCUGAGGACUCUGCCCAGGACCUGGACUGGUCUCCCAGACCCCUGGGCUACCAUGUAGGCAACCAUCUCCAGGCCACGGACUUCCCCCAACUUUGGGGACAGCCUUAUUCCUAAAUCUCUCCUUUUGACUGGAGCAUCCUCUGUGCGAACCCAGGGAGCCCCACCUAAGGGUCUUUGAGGACUGGUCUUCCAAGGGGAAAGGGAGUGGGGGGUGCCCUCUGGGAUUCUAUAUCCCCCGUAUUGCCCCAGCUGCGACUGGGCCAUGAGUGGCUGCUGUGUAAAUUAAAUCUCCCUGCAUCUCCCUUGCCUCACCUGCUCCCUGGUGCAGGGCUGCAGUGUUUGCCCACUGA